Molecule: messenger RNA, 1660 nt
Organism: Morus notabilis
Lineage: Eukaryota; Viridiplantae; Streptophyta; Magnoliopsida; Rosales; Moraceae
Product: B3 domain-containing protein REM16
Exons: 5
Coding region: 163-1377 (404 amino acids)
Molecular function (GO): DNA binding
Source: RefSeq, a predicted model, not a curated record
ACUUGCCUAUUCUUUCUUCAUAAUCGGUAGUUCGGUACUUCCGAGAGUGAGACCUUAAAAAGAGCGUCAGUUUUCUUUUCAGAGGUAAAAGCUCUCGGAUUUGGAGUAAUUCUUCUUCCAUUUUCACAACUCUUCAGAUUCUUAAGAACGGGAGAACCGCGCAUGGAGGGCUCAAAAUGGGAAGAAUAUAUCUAUUGGGCCCAUUUUAAACACAUCCAUUUUUCUCAGUUUCUGCUCGAUGAUUUUCAUCAGCAGCUGGCCAUCCCUAAAAAGUUUUCUGAGAAAAAGAAAUUGCCUGAUUCUGUGACCCUUAAAGGUCCUGGUGGUGGUAUGUGGAAGGUAGGAUUGACGACCGUGGGCAAUUCCAUGUUCUUUAAACAUGGUUGGCAAGAGUUUGUGAAUGAUCAUUUUUUGGUGGAGAAUGAUUUAUUGGUCUUCAGAUACAAUGGGGAGUCACUUUUCGAGGUUUUGAUAUUUGAUGGGCACAGUUUGUGUGAGAAGGAGGUAACAUAUUUUGUGAAGAAGCAUGAGAAUAGUAAAACUGAUAAUGGUGGUAGACUGACGAAGAGGAAAUUGAGGGAAACGUCUUGCGAUGAAAUCAACAAUGCGUGUUCAGAGAAUGUUGUAUGCGCUUCACCUGAAAAGUCUAGGGAUGAUGACAUUAUCGUGUUACCGUCAGAAGAGCAAGUCAUCACCCUGAGUACAAACAAUAAAGGUCGCAAAAAGCUUACUGCUGUUCGCCCCCUUAGGAGCUGCCGCAGUGCAACAAUAAAUGAAUCUUCUCCUUGCGAUGUGCAAGUGCAAGUGCAAGUGCAACCGGUGACCAAAUCUGACGCUGAACAUACGCCGACCAGAAGAAGGGGAUAUAGCAUGCAGUAUGUCUCCAAUAGAAGGCCCAUAACUGAAGAUGAGAAAGACCGUGCCAUGAAGUUGGCUGAAGCAGAAAUCUCAGAAUCAAAUAAUGAGGGCUUACUUGUAGUCAUGAAACCUACAUAUGUGUACAAGAGAUUCUAUGUGUUCCUCCCUUCGGACUGGGUGGCAAAAUAUAUCUCUCUGGAAAAUCAAGACCUAUUUCUACGGUUUGGGGAGAGAGAGUGGCGUACCAGGUUUAACUACAACCAAGUACGCAGUUGCGCGGGACUUACUUCUGGUUGGAAGCACUUUGCCGUGGACAACAACUUGGAACACUUUGAUGUCUGUGUUUUCGAACCCGGUAGUCCUGUGAACAACUCCUUUUGCCUGGAUGUCAAAAUUUUCCGGGUUGUCCCAGAGGUUGCUCUUCUAACUCCAGUUGGUUCUCCAACAUCAGGCAAGCGUGGAAGAAAAUCAAGCAAGAUUGUCGAGAUUGAGAAUGAUGAAUUGCUCGAAGCAGAUUAAUCGGGAGUGUCAAGUGAGCAACCAGCUUUGUAAUGUUCUAGUGGACUGGUUUGCAGCUGUUGUAACUUUGCUUACUCGUGCUUGCUUGCUUGCGGUACUCAAGAUUAUUAACUAAUUAAGUACUGUUGUUCUUUUAAUCUUAACUAGUUAGUAUGUAGUAUGUAUUAUGGAAACAAGUUAUAGAAUCUGUUUCUGCAUUAAAAAUCUUGAGCAUCAUCUAAAUGGAACAGGUAAUCAGGUCUUUAUCUUACGCUAUGAAUUAGUAUAAUCUGGUAGGUUGAAA